Messenger RNA from Penicillium hordei, 4995 nucleotides. RefSeq names its product NACHT nucleoside triphosphatase. The record is from RefSeq and is a predicted model, not a curated record. The coding region runs from base 1 to 4995 and encodes 1664 amino acids. Gene Ontology annotation, molecular function: catalytic activity; protein binding. Gene Ontology annotation, biological process: nucleoside metabolic process. The transcript has 4 exons. NCBI's taxonomy places the organism in Eukaryota, Fungi, Ascomycota, Eurotiomycetes, Eurotiales, Aspergillaceae.
AUGGCAUCCCCGAGCACCCUAGAUAGCCCCGACUACUAUGAAAUUGCCUGGAUCGCUGCUCUUCACAUCGAGAGGGCCGCUGCAGAAGCGAUGUUAGAUGAGGAACAUGCAGCUCCAACCGGCUUCACUAGACACCAAACCGACGCGAACGUUUACACGUGGGGUCGAGUGGGAGAUCAUAACAUUGUCAUCGCCUCCCUAGCUUCUGGAGUCUACGGAACCACCUCGGCUGCGACCACGGCCUCGAGCCUGCUUGCCUCUUUGCCAUCCAUUCGUAUUGGUCUUUUGGUCGGCAUAGGCGGUGGCAUUGCUCGACCGGACGAGGAUCACGAUAUCCGGCUAGGUGAUGUUGUCGUGAGCCAGCCCUCUGGGACAAUGGGCGGGGUUUGCCAGUAUGACUUGAUCAAGGCAAAGUCUGGUGACAAGCGUGAGCGCAAAGGCUUCCUCGGACGGCCUCCGACGGUCCUCCUCAAUGCGCUUAGCAGAAUCCAGGCCUACCACGAACGGAAGGACUCCAAGGUUCCCUGCUUCCUUCAAGAAAUGCUAGAGAAGAACCCGAAGAUGGGCAAGAGAUCCAAGCAAAAUCCUGGAUAUAUUCACCAGGGCUUCGAAAACGAUCGCCUCUUCAAAGCUUCAUGCGACCACACCCCCAGCCCGGACUGUCGGGACUGCGACACGGCUGAUGAAGUUCAACGCGAUACUCGAGAUCAUAUAGAUCCCAAUAUCCACUAUGGGACGAUCGCAUCCGGCAACACACUCGUUAAAGACGCUACUGCUCGCGAUCGUGUUGUUGAUGACAUCGGCGAGGAUUGUAUCUGCUUUGAGAUGGAAGCGGCCGGCCUGAUGAACCACUUUCCCUGUCUUGUGAUCCGAGGGAUCUGCGACUACGCCGAUGCUCAUAAGAACGAUCGAUGGCAACGCUAUGCCUCGGCGACCGCCGCUGCGUAUACCAAGGAGCUUCUGGCGUACGUGCCAGCUUCAGAGGUCAAAGAAACCAAGAGGGCACUGGAAGUGCUUCAGUUAGUUCAACGACAGAUUGAUAGCGUGCAGCAGACGACAUUUGCAACUAAAGCUGCAACUGAUUCUAUCGGGUCUGGUCUUCGCACCGAUAGGAUCAGGCGCUGGCUAUGUCCCCCGGAUCCGUCUACAAAUGUCAACCACGCAAGGACGCUCCGCCAUGAGGGGACAGGCGCGUGGCUCCUAGAAAACCCCGUCUUCAAGUCGUGGUACUCAGGGACACGUCGACAUUUGUGGCUGCAUGGGCUUGCGGGAUGUGGGAAGACGGUCCUCAGUACGACCGUGCUUGAUCAUCUCGCGAAUGGAAACGAUGGUCUAAUCCUUAGCUUUUUCUUUGACUUCAGCGACUCCACAAAGCAGACAUGGGAUGGCAUGCUACGGUCGCUCGCUUUCCAACUUUACCAAGGCGGGGUCGGCUCUGCUACUUAUCUUGAUGCUCUAUUUGAAGCACACCAGAUUGGCAGCGGCCAACCUACGACAGAAGCACUCUCGGAUAUUGUUUGCAAGAUGCUCGCAGCCCAGAGAAAGGUGUCUAUCGUUCUAGACGCAUUGGAUGAAUCAAAAACAAGGGAUGAUGUCAUCCUGUGGAUCAAGGAGGUAAUAUCUAGGCCGGAUUUGUUCCACACCCAGUUACUUUGUACCAGUCGACCCGAGUCCGAGUUUCAAAGUUAUAUUCCCCCUUUAAUAGGACAGGAAAACUGCCUACCACUUGAGAAGCCGGCUGUCAACUCUGAUAUCAGAUCGUGGGUAACAGCACAGCUUUCUCAACGACGAGAUUUUGCAGAGAAGCCUUUGUCCGAGAAUAUUCUUGAAAGGAUCCGGACGAAGGUUGGCGACGGGGCCGACGGGAUGUUCAGGUGGGCGUUCUGUCAAUUGGACAGCCUGGCUCGAUGUCGUCACGAGGCAGCUAUGGAGAAGGCUCUCGUAUCCUUGCCGCUAAAUCUUAAUGAAACAUAUCGGCGCAUGAUUGCAAGCAUACCGACAGAGCUAAAAAGUGACGCGAUACGCCUACUACAAUUCCUAGUGCACUCUAAGCGACCUAUCACGCUAGCCGAGGCUAGAGAAGUAAUAGCAACGCAGAUCGAGAUUGAGCCGCGAGGGUUUGACAUCAAGCGUCGACUAUUUUGCGAGAUUGAUAUUAUAGAUUACUGUCCCAGCUUAGUGACAGUCGUUCACGCCACUAGGAAAGAGCUACAUCUUGCCCACUUUUCCGUCAAAGAGUACCUUCUCGGUAAGAAUGAAUUCGAGAUCACGACUGCCAGUAUUUCAAUCAUAAGGACAUGCUUGACUUAUCUUACGGAUAUUACGGGUAGCAACAGAGAGAUUGAACGUGAUUUUCCGAUGGCAGGGUGUGCGGCGGAACUUUUCGCAAGCCAUGGUUCGUCGGCCCAGGCUUCCGAAGAUGUAGUUUGGAUGACAGUCAGAUUCCUAGAAAAGGAAGCAACAUUCCAACGUUGGGCUCGUCUGUAUCAGGCUCAUAGGACGUCAGCACGAGAGCUUAUUGGUAAAGGAGAGGAUGUCAACACGCAGGGUGGCUACUACGGCAACGCUCUCCAAGCCGCCUCCUACAAAUGCGAUCAAGAGAUUGUGAAACUUCUCUUAGACAAAGGAGCCGAUGUCAACGCGCAGGGUGGCUACUACGGCAACGCUCUCCAAGCCGCCUCCUUCAAAUGCGAUCAAGAGAUUGUGAAACUUCUCUUAGACAAAGGAGCCGAUGUCAACGCGCAGGGUGGCCGCUACGGCGACGCUCUCCAGGCCGCCUCCUUCGAAGGCGACCAAGAGAUUGUCAAACUUCUCUUAUACAAAGGAGCGGAUGUCAACGCGCAGGGUGGCCACUACGGCAACGCUCUCCAGGCCGCCUCAUGGAGAGGCGAUCAAGAAAUAGUCAAACUGCUCUUGGACAAGGGAGCGGAUGCCAACGCGCGGGGCGGCGAAUUCGGCAACGCCCUCCAGGCCGCCUCAAACAAAGGUCAUCAAAUGGUCGUUACACUACUAUUAGACAAGGGAGCGGAUGUCAACGCGCGGGGCGGCUACUACGGCAACGCUCUCCAGGCCGCUUCAGAGAGAGGCCAUCAAAAGGUUGUCACACUACUCUUGGACAAGGGAGCGGAUGUUAACACGCAGGGCGGCGGCUACUGCAACGCUCUCCAGGCCGCCUCGGCAUGGGGCCACCAAGGGACUAUCACGCUACUCUUAGACAGGGGAGCGGACGUCAACGCAGAGGGCGGCUUUUACGGCAACGCUCUCCACUCCGCCUCCUUAGAAGGCCAUGAAGAGACUGUCACACUACUCUUAGACAGGGGAGCGGAUAUCAACGCGCCGGGUGGCCGCUCCGGCAACGCUCUCCAGGCCGCUUCAGUGAGAGGCCAUCAAGAUAUUGUCACACUACUCUUGGACAAGGGAGCGGAUGUCAACACGGAGGGCGGUGAGUACGGCAACGCUCUUCAGGGCGCCUCAAACAACGGCCAUCAAAUGGUCGUUACACUACUAUUAGACAAGGGAGCGGAUAUCAACGCGCCGGGUGGCCGCUACGGCAACGCUCUCCAGGCCGCUUCAGAGAGAGGCCAUCAAGAUAUUGUCACAAUACUCUUGGACAAGGGAGCGGAUGUUAACACGCAGGGCGGCUGCUACGGCAACGCUCUCCAGGCCGCCUCCUUCGAAGGCGACCAAGAGAUUGUCAAACUUCUCGCAGACAAAGGAGCAGAUGUCAACGCGCAGGGUGGCUACUUCGGCAACGCUCUCCAGUCCGCCUCCUUAAAAGGUCAUGAAGAGAUUGUCAAAAUUCUCUUAGACAAAGGAGCGGAUGUCAACGCGCAGGGUGGCGAGUACGGCAAUGCUCUCCAGUCCGCCUCCUUACAAGGCCAUGAAGAGAUUGUCACACUACUCUUAGAUAAGGGAGCGGAUAUCAACGCGCCAGGUGGCCGCUACGGCGACGCUCUCCAGGCCGCCUCCUUAAAGGGCGAUCAAGAGAUUGUCAAACUUCUCUUAGACAAUGGAGCGGAUGUCAACGCGCAGGGUGGCCACUACGGCGACGCUCUCCAGGCCGCCUCCUUCGAAGGCGACCAAGAAAUAGUAAAACUUCUCUUAUACAAUGGAGCGGAUGUCAACGCGCAGGGUGGGCGCUUCGGCAACGCUCUCCAGGCCGCCUCUGAGAGAGGCCAUGAAGAGAUUGUCAAACUUCUCUUAGACAAAGGAGCGGAUGUCAACGCGCAGGGUGGGCGCUUCGGCAACGCUCUCCAGGCCGCCUCGUUAUGGGGCCAUCAAGAGACUAUCACGCUACUUUUAGACGGGGGAGCGGAUGUCAACGCGCAGGGUGGCGAGUAUGGCAACGCUCUCCAGGCCGGCUCCUUAAAAGGCCAUAAAGAGAUUGUCAAACUUCUCUUGGACAAUGGAGCGGAUAUCAACGCGCAGGCUGCCAACUACGGCAACGCUCUCCAGGCCGCCUCAUGGAGAGGCGAUCAAGAAACAGUCAAACUUCUCGUAGACAAAGGAGCGGAUGUCAACGCGCAGGGUGGCCGCUUCGGCAACGCUCUCCAGGCCGCCUCCUUAAAGGGCGAUCAAGAGAUUGUCAAACUUCUCUUAGACGAAGGAGCGGAUGUCAACACGCAGGGUGGCUACUUCGGCAACGCUCUUCAGGCCGCCUCAUUGAGAGGCGAUCAACAGAUUGUCAAACUUUUCUUAUACAAGGGAGCCGAUGUCAACGUGCAGGGUGGCUACUACGGCAACGCUCUCCAGGCCGCCUCAGGAAACGGCCAUCAACAGAUUGUUAAACUUCUCUUAGACAACGCAGCGAAUAUCAACGCGCAGGGCGGCAAAUACGGCAACGCUCUUCAGGCCGCCGUGGUUGAAGGCCACCAAGACAUUACUGAUAUGCUCCAAAGAAGGAGCGGUAUGGCACUGUCUUCAAAGCGGUCCAACUCUAGGACACCAACCAACCCGGCGAAACCUCGUUUGAUGGAAUUUGAACUUUCCGAUUAA